Colletotrichum phormii is the source of this 331-nucleotide messenger RNA. RefSeq lists its product as uncharacterized. Lineage: Eukaryota; Fungi; Ascomycota; Sordariomycetes; Glomerellales; Glomerellaceae. The transcript has 2 exons. Bases 65 to 331 code for a protein of 88 amino acids. The record is from RefSeq and is a predicted model, not a curated record.
ACUACCUUAUUAUAAUCAACAUAUACCUUUGAUCCUUGGACAAUUCACAACUACUACCGCCACCAUGCAGAUCUCCGCUAUCUUCCUGACCGUCGCUGCCUUCGCCGUUGACAAUGCUUUCGCAGCUACGGUGCCGCGAAACUUCAUCGACGGAAAGGGCAAUGCCCUGUUUGGAAACGUGGGAACGGCUUGCUCCGUUGGCUCACAAGAUGGCGAAUGCGAUCGAUUCGGUCGCUGCGUCCAGGAGAUUCCUCCCAACGAGGUGUCUGCUCUCAACCAGGGAAAGACCGUAGCUACGUGUACUGCAGGUGGACAGACCGGCACGCCCUGA